GGUCGAUUCAACCGGAUAUUAUUUCCGGAAUUCCGGACGUCAUUAUCCGGACGAUGUUCCGAGCUACUUUGAACGCGGCAGUGCCUCCCGUUUUGCGAUGUCGACAGCCCGCUUCACGUUCAUCGGCCUCUUGUGGGCCGCGCUCGCGUCCUGCAUCAUGGGUGCCACCAUUGAAGGCCGUAUCUCGUAUCCUGCCAAUGUGCCCCCGCCAGUGUCGAUCGACGGCGGCUUGCCUUCGCUCCAAGUCGUGCUCGACGGCGGCGUGCGGUCAACGCUGUCGACUCACGACGGUCGUUUUUCCUUCUAUGAUGUGCCUGCUGGUCGCUACACCGUGGACAUCCAUUCCCCUGUGUACAUCUUCAGCCAGUUCAAGGUCGACAUCAGCACGACCGGCGACAUCCGUGUGCUCGAAUUCAAGUACCCCGGGACGCCCAAGCUUGCCGUGUCGCACCCGUUGGUCGUGGACGCUUUAGCUCAAGUCCAGUACUUUCAAGUACGUCAAGUCGAAAACACCAUUGUAGGUCGAGUUCUGACCCUUGUUCUGCAGCCCCGCGAGAAGUUUAGUGUGAUCGACUUGAUCAAGAACCCGUCGUUCCUGGCGCUGAUCGUGCCGCUCUUCAUGGUGUGGGUCUUGCCCAAGUUGACCGAAUCGAUGCUUGGUACGUAACCUUGUGGUCGUUGUUGCAUGUGGCUGACCUUCCUUCUGUAGACCCGGAAGAGUUCAAGCAAGCGCAAGAAGAGAUGGGCGCCGCCGCGGACCCGAGCAGCUUGAUCAAGGGUUUCUUUGGUGGCGGCGGCGGCGAUGCCAAGGACGACGAAGACAGUGACUAAUGAGUGUGCAAUAAACAUAACCGUUCUCA
Molecule: messenger RNA, 860 nt
Organism: Aphanomyces astaci
Lineage: Eukaryota; Oomycota; Saprolegniomycetes; Saprolegniales; Verrucalvaceae
Exons: 3
Coding region: 98-667 (189 amino acids)
Cellular component (GO): EMC complex
Molecular function (GO): carbohydrate binding
Source: RefSeq, a predicted model, not a curated record